Molecule: messenger RNA, 1339 nt
Organism: Macrobrachium nipponense
Lineage: Eukaryota; Metazoa; Arthropoda; Malacostraca; Decapoda; Palaemonidae
Product: adhesion G protein-coupled receptor E2-like
Exons: 8
Coding region: 146-1120 (324 amino acids)
Molecular function (GO): calcium ion binding
Source: RefSeq, a predicted model, not a curated record
UCCUCCAGCGUCAGGCGAAGGGACAGGACGCCUAGAAGCAGCUUUUAAGGGAGGAUCGUUGCCAGAAAGAUAUUGCAUCUAAUCUAAGACGUCUCAGUACUUCUACUAAGGCAAAGACAUCGAGUUUUGCUGUUGCUUUUGAAGAAUGACGAACAAUAUUCGAAGAUUAAUUUCAAUCAUAUGGUUAUGGACUCUCUGUGUUGGUGACAUUAUGGAAGAAAAACUCAUAAGAUAUGAGUCGACAACUGAUAUUGAGGGACUCGCUGUAACAACUCGAGAGUGUGGUAAUGAUGAUCCAACCAACAAAGCUGUUGUGAGAUUGGAAAUUGAUUGUGAUGAAAAUAUAUUAAGCAUCAGGAAUGAAGUAAACGCACUUCGUGAGUCUAUCAAAAAAGAUGUCUACACCAUCGCGCAGAGUCUUCAAACGUGUUCCAGUGAUAUCAUAUCGGACAUCAUCAGCAAGUUACUCAGUAAAGAUGAAUGUGCAGGAACUAACAACUGCAGUGCCAAUGCAGAUUGCAUCGAUGGUGUCCUGAGCUACAGAUGCAACUGCAGACCAGGUUACCAAGGGGAUGGAUUUACUUGCAGUGACGUAGAUGAGUGCUCUUCCGGUAAUCACUUGUGUCAUAGCCGGGCUAAUUGUACCAAUACUAUUGGAAGCUACACCUGUCGUUGUAGGCCACCAUAUUCAGGCAACGGUUAUACCUGCAACGAUAUUGCAUGUGGGUCCCCUGCCAAAUUGAUCGAAGGACUAGGGUGCGUGAUUCCUGUGGAGGAAAGAAUGAUAUGGACCAGAGCAAGAGAUUACUGCCACCGGUUAGGAUACAGGCUCCUGGAGGGGAUCACGAAUACCGACCAGCUAAAUCAGUUAAAGGAGCACUUCGACCGGGGUGUCUUCAGUUUCCCACAAUCAAUACAUGACGUGUGGUUAGGAAUCAAAGACAACAGGUGGGUGGAAGGACCCGAUCCCCGAGUCCCACCUAACAUGUGGGACAUACAUCAGCUUAAUAAAACGGAAUUCUGUGGGUAUGUUGCUCUGCAGAUGUCGCCCCCUACACUCUGGGAUGGCAAGUGUCUUACGCAUUCACUACCCUUCUUUUGUCAGGCAAUGCUUGAGUGACGAAACUCUUGUAAGCGUGCAGUUGCUUUAAGCUUUAUGGGGAAUUGUUAUUUUCUGACUCUUCUUUACAUACUUAUACUUGUAUAUGUUAGAAAUCAAUGUUAGCCCAUUUUCAAAUGACGAAUACAACAUUAGUGUAAUUGUGAUUGAGAUGGUGCAGUUGUUAUCAAUUUGAAGGAGAAUUGAAAAUUUUCUGUCUCAACUAUACCUACACACACA